AUGUCGAUCGGUGAGAGAAAAGUUGCAAAUGUUUACCUUGAUCUCACUUUCAGUUGGUUCAAUUAUGAGUAUGCCAGAAACAUGUCGUGGAAAUACAACUGCAACGCCUAUAUAAUUCAGAGGAAAGGUUGGUUCAAUUAUGAGUAUGCCAGAAACAUGUCAUGGAAAUACAACUGCAACGCCUAUAUAAUUCAGAGGAAAGGAAUAUUACUGGAGUUGAACAUCGCUGUAGCAAUCGAAAUGUACAUAUCAAUUUGUGCUCUGUUGACAAGGGAAAUAAGUGACCACCACUUUGGAAAUGUGGUCAGGGCUCCCGUCACAGUGGUGGCGGCGGCAGCAGCCAUGGUGGAGAUGCGGCAGCGGAGGAAACCGCUGGUGCUCGCCUCCACGCAGGCGCUCCUCGACUCGCUCCCGGGGGACCGCCCGCCGCCGCCGCCGCAGGAGCCGGUGCGCCUUAGGGCCGGCGUCCUCCGCUUCCCCUCCGGCGCCGGCGCCGGCGCCGAGUUCGGGGAACUCUCGUCCUUCGUCUCCCUCCCUGCCACCGCGCUCCGACGGCUCGCGGUCGUCACCGGCACGCCGCUACUGAUCUGCAGGUGCUUGUCAAGAACACUGACAAUAAUGUUGGGAGGAUUGUCAAAGCAGUAUUGUUUGAUAACCUGUCCCUUGACGACUCCCGCUCAGAACAUACUGAGCAAGUGGUCUCUGCCUCUCCUGAUCAUGCAAUGGGCUUCUUACCUUGUCUGUUCUCAAGCUGAAGAGAUUGAUGCAACUGCCAGUGCUGGAAGUGAUCUUUCUCUUCACUUGGACCUUCUUCCAUGCCCUCAAGUGCCUAAAUAUGUGUUGCAUUUACGGGUUUCUGUUGUGAGGAUUCCUGAUUGUGGUGUGCUUGCUUCUUUAAAGAUAAAUUCAUCCUUUGGAGGAAGUGACUACCAAGACAUGGUAGAUCAAGCUUUGAACGAGUACUUUAAGUUUGAUAGGUUCCUAGCAAGAGGAGAUGUUUUUUGUAUACAAAACAGUUGGAACUGUGGCUCAAGCUGCUGCCUGGCAUGCAAUAAGCAGGAUAAUAAACUGCAUCCCCGUAAUAUGAUCUACUUUAAGGUGACUGGCAUAGAACCAUCAGAUGAACCUAUACUUCGUGUUAAUUGCAAUGAAACAGCCCUUGUGCUUGGUGGAGCUGCUUCUGCCGCAAUCCCCCUUUAUUCCUUCUUUGCUGCUUCUGGUAAUUCAGUACCUUUGCACGGUGAAAUAGUGGAGCAUUUAGCAUCUAUCAUUGCGCCAGCAUUGUGCCCUUUGGAUAUUUUACCAAAAAUCAAGUUUUCCACUUUUUUAUAUGGCCCGUCAGUUUUCCACUGUCAAUCUCAGGCUAGAUCUGCACGCCCAUGUGUCAUUUUCUUUGAUGAGCUUGAUUCCCUUGCUCCUGCACGAGGAUCAUCAGCAGAUUCUGGCGGUGUUAUGGACAGGGUUGUUUCCCAGGACCUUUUCAUUAUUGGGGCUACCAAUAGGCCUGACCUUCUUGAUUCCACUCUUCUUCGCCCUGGUCGGUUUGACAAGCUUCUUUAUGUCGGUGUAAAUACUGAUGCAUCAUACAGGGAAAGGAUCCUUAAAGCACAGACGCGCAAGUAUAAGCUCCACAAGAAUGUUUCUCUUUUGUCAGUUGCUCAGCAUUGUCCACCAAACUUUACUGGUGCUGAUAUUUAUGCAUUGUGUGCAGAUGCAUGGUUUCACGCAGCGAAGAGAUCAGUUAAAACAUUUGAAAUCGAUCCUUCAAGAAGUAAUGAUGCCAGUGCCGAAGAAGUCAUUGUCGAGAUCGAUGACUUUAUUACAGUGUUAGGAGAUAUCCCACCAUCACUAUCUCUGGAGCUACAAAACUACGAACAGUUGAGGCAGAAGAUUGAAGGACCUUCUAGAUGA
Miscanthus lutarioriparius is the source of this 1911-nucleotide messenger RNA. Lineage: Eukaryota; Viridiplantae; Streptophyta; Magnoliopsida; Poales; Poaceae. The record is from the annotation of a GenBank genome assembly.